CCACACGAAUGCUCACAACACUAAUAAGAGUACAACAAAAAAGCGCAAGCUUAAAGGGAAUUUAAUCAAAACUUAGCCACAGUGUGUGUACGGGGCAGGAAAGAGGGCAGCAAAAGUUCACCUGCUGCUGCAUUUUAAAUAAACGAGGCGAGCAACCAAUCAAAAGGGAAAACUCAAGAAGAAAAAAGAAACGUUCAAGUGAAAAGCCCUGGACAGCGCCAUACGAGCUCAGCAACAUGUCGCAACACUUCACAUCGAUACUGGAGAACUUGCGUUUUGUGGCCACCAAAUGUACGCCAAAUUCGCAACAACAACAGCAGCCACCGCAACAGCAACAGCAACAAACGGCGUCAGGCAACAACAGUGCGCAGGGCACACCGGUGGCCACUCCCAAAGCAACGCCAGCUAACAAAAUUGAAAGCGAACAAAGCAGAAAAAUCAAAGUUCAGCCAAAGUCUGUGGCAACAACGACUCCUACGGUAAAUGGCAACGGGCUCUUGAGCGCAAAUGAGGACCAGCAUGAAGUGGAUCACCAGUGCAGCGGCAGCAGUGUUGGGGCGAUAACAGGUGGUGGCGGUGGCACGCCACUGAAGCACCACAAACGCGCCAGCGUUUCAGCAGCAUCGCCACUGCGUGAACGUGAGAGACGUGGCACCAACACCAGCAUAAUUGUGGAAAUUGAUAGUGGCGUCGGAGGCGCCCCCAAUGCCGCCUCAGGCAGUGGCACCGCCUCGGGCAAAAGUUCACGCGAACUUUCCCCAACGCCAAAAAAUCAACAACCAAGAAAAAUGUCGCAGGAUUAUCGUUCGCGAGCUGGCAGUUUCAUGCACCUGGACGAUGAGGGACGGAGUGUGCUGAUGCGUAAGCCAAUGCGUCUAAAGAACAUCGAGGGUCGACCGGAAGUCUACGACACACUGCACUGCAAAGGACUUGAGGUACUGUCCUGUUCAAAGGCCACCUGCACAAGCAGCAUCAUGAACUUUGGCAAUGCGCCGGUCGAGGCGCGCAAAUCGGAGCUGGUGCUGGAGCAUGCCAAGGAUUUUCUGGAUCAGUACUUUGCCUCGAUAAAGCGCACCUCAUCAUCCGCACACGAAACGCGCUGGAAACAGGUGCGACAGAGCAUUGAGACAACAGGACAUUAUCAGCUGACCGAAACGGAACUAAUUUAUGGCGCCAAAUUAGCCUGGCGGAACUCCUCCAGGUGCAUUGGACGCAUACAGUGGUCAAAGCUGCAGGUCUUUGAUUGCCGAUAUGUGACCACAACCAGCGGCAUGUUUGAAGCUAUUUGUAAUCAUAUCAAAUAUGCGACAAAUAAAGGCAACCUAAGAUCAGCCAUAACGAUAUUUCCACAACGCACAGAUGCACGCCAUGAUUAUCGCAUUUGGAAUAGUCAGCUUAUUUCCUAUGCGGGUUAUAAGCAAGCCGAUGGCAAAAUUAUAGGUGAUCCCAUGAAUGUGGAGUUUACGGAGGUUUGCAUCAAGCUGGGCUGGAAGAGCAAGGGUGGCAAUUGGGACAUAUUGCCACUGGUUGUGUCGGCCAAUGGACAUGAUCCGGACUAUUUUGAUUAUCCGCCAGAAUUAAUAUUGGAAGUUCCAUUAAGUCACCCCAAAUUCGAGUGGUUCACCGAUUUGGGCUUACGUUGGUAUGCGCUGCCCGCCGUCUCUGGCAUGCUUUUCGAUGUGGGUGGCAUUCAGUUUACGGCAACCACAUUCAGCGGUUGGUACAUGUCAACGGAGAUUGGCUCCCGAAAUUUAUGCGACACAAAUCGUCGUAAUAUGUUGGAGACAAUGGCUCUGAGGAUGAAUCUGGACACACGCACACCCACCUCACUGUGGAAGGAUAAGGCGGUUGUGGAGAUGAAUAUAGCCGUGCUGCAUUCAUAUCAGAGUCGGAAUGUGACGAUUGUCGAUCAUCACACGGCCAGCGAGAGCUUCAUGAAGCAUUUCGAGAAUGAGUCGAAGCUGCGAAAUGGCUGCCCCGCCGAUUGGAUAUGGAUUGUUCCGCCACUUUCCGGCUCCAUAACGCCGGUGUUUCAUCAGGAGAUGGCUCUGUAUUAUCUAAAGCCCUCGUUUGAAUAUCAGGACCCCGCCUGGCGUACGCACAUCUGGAAAAAGGGACGUGGCGAGAGCAAAGGCAAAAAGCCAAGACGUAAAUUUAAUUUUAAACAAAUCGCUAGGGCUGUGAAAUUUACAUCGAAGCUGUUCGGGCGCGCCUUGUCGAAACGCAUAAAGGCGACGGUAUUGUAUGCCACAGAGACUGGAAAAUCGGAACAGUAUGCAAAGCAAUUAUGCGAGCUACUGGGACAUGCAUUCAAUGCCCAGAUAUAUUGCAUGUCCGACUAUGAUAUAUCCUCCAUCGAGCAUGAGGCAUUGCUGAUUGUGGUGGCCUCGACCUUUGGCAAUGGAGAUCCACCGGAAAACGGCGAGCUGUUCUCACAGGAUUUGUAUGCGAUGCGAGUGCAGGAGUCGGGCGAGCAUGGGCUGCAGGAUUCCAGCAUUGCCGUCGGCUCAUCCAAGUCCUUCAUGAAAGCCAGCUCUCGGCAGGAAUUCAUGAAGCUGCCGCUGCAACAAGUUAAAAAAAUCGAUCGUUGGGACUCACUGCGCGGCUCAACCUCUGAUACCUUUACGGAGGAAACCUUCGGACCACUCUCCAAUGUUCGCUUUGCCGUCUUCGCGUUGGGCUCUUCGGCCUAUCCAAACUUUUGCGCUUUCGGACAGUAUGUGGACAAUAUAUUGGGCGAGCUGGGCGGCGAGCGACUGCUAAAUAUUGCGUAUGGCGAUGAGAUGUGCGGCCAGGAGCAAUCGUUUAGAAAAUGGGCACCAGAGGUGUUCAAGCUGGCCUGUGAAACUUUUUGUCUAGAUCCAGAAGAAAGUCUUUGUGCUUCUCUGGCGCUGCAAAACGAAUCCUUGACUGUGAAUACGGUGCGUCUGGUGCCCUCGCAGAGCAAAGUCUCGCUGGAGAACGCCCUGUCCAAGUAUCACAAUAAGAAGGUACAUUGCUGCAAAAUCAAAGUGCAGCCCCACAAUCUGACGAAGUUGAGCGAGGGGGCCAAGACCACAAUGCUGUUGAAAAUAUGUGCGCCCGGACUGGACUAUGAGCCUGGGGAUCAUGUGGCCAUAUUUCCAGCGAAUAAUGAGCAAUUGGUCUCGGGUCUGCUGCAGCGCCUGGCCGGUGUGGAGAAUCCCGAUGAGGUGCUGCAGCUGCAGCUGCUGAAGGAGAAUCAAACGUCGAAUGGCAUUUUCAAAUGUUGGGAACCGCACGACAAGAUACCAGCCGAUACGCUCCGCAAUUUGCUGGCGCGUUUCUUUGACUUGACAACGCCGCCAUCACGUCAAAUGUUGACACUCUUGGCCGGCUUCUGUGAGGAUGCGGCGGACACGGAGCGCCUGCAGCAGCUGGUUAACGAUUCGUCCGCCUAUGAGGAUUGGCGCCAUUGGCGUCUGCCGCAUUUGCUGGAUGUGCUCGAGGAGUUUCCAUCAUGUCGACCGCCCGCCUCAUUGAUCCUGACCAAUCUUAUGCCCCUGCAAUCGCGUUUCUACUCAAUUUCCUCCUCCCCCCGAAGAGUGAGCGACGAGAUACACUUGACAGUGGCCAUCGUCAAGUAUCGCAGCGAGGACGGACAGGGGGACGAGCGCUAUGGCGUCUGCUCCAACUAUCUGGCUGGACUGCAAGCCAACGAUGAUGUCUAUAUGUUUGUACGCAGUGCUCCAAGCUUCCAUUUGCCGGCGGAUCGCAGUCGACCUGUGGUGCUCAUUGGUCCGGGCACGGGUAUUGCGCCUUUUCGCUCCUUCUGGCAGGAGUUCCAAGUGCUGCGCGAAAUGGAGGAGUCAGCCAAGUUGUCCAAAAUGUGGCUCUUCUUUGGCUGUCGCAAUCGUGAUGUCGACUUGUAUGCGGAGGAGAAGGCGCAGCUGCAGCAGGAUCAGAUUUUGGAUCGCACGUUUCUAGCGCUGUCGCGCGAUCCCAGCAUACCAAAGACAUAUGUGCAGGAUCUGAUUGAACAGGAAUUUGAUUCGUUGUACGAUUUGAUUGUACAGGAAAGGGGACAUGUCUAUGUUUGCGGCGAUGUCACAAUGGCCCAACAUGUGUACCAGACCAUCAGGAAAUGCAUUGCUGGGAAGGAGCAAAAACCCGAAGCGGAAGUUGAGACAUUUUUGCUAACAUUGCGCGACGAGAAUCGCUAUCAUGAGGAUAUCUUUGGCAUCACAUUGCGCACGGCUGAGAUACACACAAAGUCCCGUGCCACGGCUCGCAUUCGCAUGGCUUCCCAGCCCCCAUAAGGGGAAAUGGCUCUGCAACAUGGCUUAAAGGGGGACCCCAACAGUACGCAUUCAAUUCGCAGCCUGAUGUUAAUAGUUUGAUGAUUAAGUGUACACUUUUCUCUUGUUAUCAAUAGUUUGCAUACAUUUCUUUUUUUUACUUCUAUCUGAAACGUAAGGCGUGUCUAUUAUUUUAGUAAAUAGUUUGU
Molecule: messenger RNA, 4465 nt
Organism: Scaptodrosophila lebanonensis
Lineage: Eukaryota; Metazoa; Arthropoda; Insecta; Diptera; Drosophilidae
Gene: Nos
Product: nitric oxide synthase
Exons: 18
Coding region: 237-4277 (1346 amino acids)
Biological process (GO): nitric oxide biosynthetic process
Molecular function (GO): nitric-oxide synthase activity; heme binding; calmodulin binding
Source: RefSeq, a predicted model, not a curated record